AUGGUGCAACUAGAGCAAGAAGAACAGCGGCAGCAGCAGGUGCAUGAAACAGCUAUUGCAAGAGCCACCGCAAGAACAGCAGCAGCUGUUGCAGAUGUUGUAGGCGCCACUGCAAGAGAGUCCCAAGAGCAGCAGCAGCAGCAGGAGGAGGAGGAGGAGGACGCGUUUUCGCAUGUGACGCAAGUUACAAACGUGGAAUUUUGCCGCGGAUAUUUCGACGAGCUCGUAGGACCUACCAGAGCACGGUAUGAAGCAAAAAUUGACAUGUGCAACGGUGUCGACCCGUACAAGUUGCACAUAGGAAGAGAUGCGACCAAGGACGCCGAGUUGCUGCCACCAACGACGCACGUUGACAUCAUAAACUACUUAGUGCUGUCAACGAGCUACAUUUCUUUGCAACAAAUGAAAGCUUACAAGGCUUUAGACGCUCACAAUUACUUCACGAGUGGGUUCGUGAAGAAUAUUGCAGGGAAGCAGUUGCCGUCACAACGCGUCGUCGUGUUGGCCGAGGUCAACCACUCCCAGCGCCUUCGGGAGGCACCUUUGAAAGCAUGGAUCCUUGCGGAUGGUGAUGGCAGCAUUGUGACUGCUCACUGUACCUGCACGGCCGGUGCAGGAGAAGCGUGUUCACACGUUGGUGCGACACUCUUCGCCGUGGAGACAGCAGUGAGGAUGCGUGAUGCAAGAACGUGCACAGAAAAAGAAAAUGCAUGGCUGCCUGCAAACAAUCCCACUGCAGCAUUUAAGAGGCUGCGUGACAUAGAUUUCGCGUCAUCCCAAAUAAAGAAGAAGCGGAUGGACAGGAUUCACCUGGCAAGCGCACAAUCAUCAUCUGGACAUUUGCCAGCAGCACAGCCAUGUAUGUCUGCUGCCUCUACAGAGGCAGAUCUGGAUUCAUUUUAUGCAAAGCUUGCAAAUUCUGGAACCAGGUCUGCAGUUUUAAUGGUGCAUCCCAAGCACAGCAUGAUGUUCGAACCUCCCCGCCGCAAGAUGCCACUAGUUCUUCGGGGUUUGACUUGUCCUGAAGCACACGCUGAAGACUUUCAGAAACGUUCAGCGUGCAGAGAAGUUUGUUGUGGAUCUUUCAGUAACCGCAGAGAUGGUUCAGCAUGUGGAGCAGACGACGCGGCACCAAUCAAAAUGUGCAGACUGGUUUUGCCACCGCGCUGGCCGAGUAACCGCAUCGGAAAUGAAAAGUGUGUGCUCAACAAACAUUGCGGAUCCUUCGAUGAGUCUACUAAAAAAAAUUUGUUACCCAGAGCAACACACCUUUUUAAGCGCAGCUACAGCAUGGGGACAGACACAUGAAGCUGAUGCAAUUGCUUUUUAUGUGCGAGAAAUGAUGAAAACACACAAGGGCUUCACGCACUGUAGGACAGGUGUGUUUUUAAGUCCUCAACAUCCGUACCUUGCAGCAACACCAGAUGCAUCAAUAUGUUCGUGUUGUGGCAAGGGAGUCGUAGAAGUGAAAUGUCCAUACUCAUUAGCAGAAAGUGGCAUACCGAAGACAUCCGUCACUAAGAACUUUUGCUUGGAAAAUGCAGAUGGAGUACUGCGCCUGAAGCAAAGCCAUCAGUACUUUUUUCAAGUACAGACACAGAUGGCAGUCUGCAAUGUCUUGUAUUGCGACUUUGUUGUGUGGACUCCAUCAUCAACUCACAUUGAAAGGGUGCACAGAAAUGAUGCAUUUAUAGACACUUUGAUACCAUCUGCAGGAAGUUUCUUUGUGCAUGUAAUUAUGCCUGAACUGGUAGCGAACUAUUUCACAAGAAAGAAUGCAGUUCUGUGCAGCAGCAACAACACAAACAGAGCAGUGUUCUGCUACUGUCAAGGCCCAGAAGUAGGCAAGAUGCUGGCGUGUGAUGCAAAUCAACGCAAGUUUAAAUAGUUUCAUUACACUUGCCUCGGUAUUAAGCGUGCUCCACGGCAGAAGCAGUGGUUUUGCGAAGACUGUAAAAAAGAGCAGCUUGAACUCACUGCAUGAGAACCGCAUGAUUAAGCACGCCCCCCUCCCCCCCCCCAAAAAAAAAUGUACCUCCACGUUGAAGCCAGCAGCUUCUGUUCUUGCAGUUUCACAGUUCCACCAAUAAAAUGGUGCAUUAUGCGCAGUCCCCAUAUGUAGGUGUGUUGUGUUCUCUUCUUUUGAGUGUAAACUGAUGCCACAGCAGCACACCUCUGUUGUGGUUCGCAGAAUGAGCCCUCAGCUGUUUUGAAGUCCAGACCGCUACUCUGUUGAGGCACAAGUUACCAUAGUGCAUCAUGGCAACAUUUAUUUAUUUAUAAAAUACCUUACAGAGCACAAAGGGGGUGACAUGGAAAACAAACAUGGUAUACACUAGUUAAAACGCCAUGUGUAAACAUAAGUUAUGUAAGCAAUGUUAAAUAAAUCAACGUAAGAGUAAGAAUUAAAAUAAAGAGAACACUAUAAGAACACAGUUAACAUUAGUAGUGGGAAUGUACCGUGAACCU
Messenger RNA from Dermacentor silvarum, 2469 nucleotides. RefSeq lists its product as uncharacterized. NCBI's taxonomy places the organism in Eukaryota, Metazoa, Arthropoda, Arachnida, Ixodida, Ixodidae. Gene Ontology annotation, molecular function: zinc ion binding. Bases 1 to 1308 code for a protein of 435 amino acids. The transcript is spliced from 3 exons. The record is from RefSeq and is a predicted model, not a curated record.